AUGAAUAUCCCGGAGUCAACAUACCACAGCAAUAGCUCCAUGAUACUGGACUCUCUGGAUGCGGGUUUGAUUGCACAUAUCUGUCGGUAUCUUUCGGAGAGAGAUAUGCGAAGUUUCCUGCAGAGUCUCAGCAGUGGAGUGGAGCGACUUUUCAGCUCACCAAAUUACUCAAAGUAUCUCUUUUUGAGCAAAUAUGCACCUAAAGAGUUGAUGUAUGACCCAAGCGAUACUACCGUGGGUAAGAUGUUUGACCAGGUAUGGACAAAGUCCAUGAGGGAUAACUGGAUAUUGGGCCAGACUAUCACCUAUGACACCCGGUCUUAUUCUAAUUACGUUGGAGCAUGUGGGGUUCUUGAAACUGACGAGAUUUCACACAUGCAUGACUGUUACUGGUUUCCUUCCAUGCUCAAAGUGACUUUUCAGAAAUAUGGCGAUGGACCUCUGUUUCUGAAUCCCAAUGGUGAACUCCUAAUAGCAGUCAAAGAAGACGCUUUUUCGCUAUUCCUCAAACUAGGAGUGAACGGGUGGAGGGUGCACCAUGAAAAUGGAGAUAAUAACAACGAAUUUCUUAUUUUUCCGACGAUACCGCUCGUGCCAAGGCCGUUGGUACAGGAUGUCAACUUCUUCCCGAUAGAAAGCCCGAACGACUCAGCAAUGAUGAUAAUAUUUCUAAAGCACUCAGUUCCAGGUGAGCGCUUUGUGGACGUAUGUACAAGAAAAGGCUACUUUAUUGCUUUAGAUUCUAGAGGGGAGAUGUGGGUAAAUGCCUACGAUAGCUUGCUUGCUCCAUUGGUGCGGCUCAGGUAUGAUUUUGCUAUUUCUUCCUGCAUGCCUUUGAAGACGGAUACACAAAUUUCCAAAGUCACAUCGAUAGCCAUGGGAAGUACAUUUAUAUACUGCGUGGCCGUUGAGAAUAAAGGAUUUUUGUUCUUUCGUAAUGGGCUCAAGCUGCAUCACGAAACUUUCAUCCCCAAUCUGAGCAGUUCAGACAUGAGACCUCUCUUCAUCAGCUUCCAGAGCUUGGUUCUCAACUCAGAAAAAGACAUUGUGGACUGGAAAUUUGAAGAAUCUACUUUGUUCUAUAUUGACCGGCAGUCAUUUUUAUUCAUUGUGCCCAUUACAUUGGGAGUCACGUACUCCUCAAUGGUUUACCAGAGUGAAGAACCAAACAUCAUCCCAAUUAGAGAUGUCUCGACCUUCAAGAAGCUCAGAUGCCAUCGGGAUUUUGUUGUGAUUGAGUAUGAUGAUCGCCUAUGUAUAAUUGACCAUGAUGAAGGCACAUGGAGUGCUGGAAUCGAAAUUCCGCUAAGUUUGGGGACUCAAAUCAAGGACAUAACAAUCGGGACAUGCUCUACAUGCCAUAACCAUUCCUUCAGCUACCUGGUCUUCUUGAUUCUUGAAAAUGGCCUCUUGAUAAAGAUACAUGUCGUCAAAAGAGAGCACGUGGAAUACACGAUUCUGUGCCGACUCGCAGAGCGUGGAACUGAAUGGAGACCUUUUCAACCUGGCAACCUUCCCUCGAACGCCAACUACCUCUCUAACAUCGUGACACUAACGGAGAAUGGUAUUGUACAGCAAGUUAAAUAUUGA
Kuraishia capsulata CBS 1993 is the source of this 1590-nucleotide messenger RNA. RefSeq lists its product as uncharacterized. The record is from RefSeq and is a predicted model, not a curated record. Bases 1 to 1590 code for a protein of 529 amino acids. Lineage: Eukaryota; Fungi; Ascomycota; Pichiomycetes; Pichiales; Pichiaceae. The transcript has a single exon.